Messenger RNA from Cydia amplana, 2061 nucleotides. RefSeq names its product transcriptional coactivator YAP1 (gene yki). The coding region runs from base 143 to 1444 and encodes 433 amino acids. The transcript has 6 exons. The record is from RefSeq and is a predicted model, not a curated record. Gene Ontology annotation, biological process: positive regulation of transcription by RNA polymerase II; hippo signaling. Lineage: Eukaryota; Metazoa; Arthropoda; Insecta; Lepidoptera; Tortricidae. Gene Ontology annotation, cellular component: nucleus; cytoplasm. Gene Ontology annotation, molecular function: protein binding; transcription coactivator activity.
CGCCCGAGCGUGCGUCAGUCGCGCAGCGAGCGCUAAUCCACAAGUACGUCGGGUGGCGCUCCGCCGACCCGUUCGCGUGCUAGUGUUGUGUCACAACGGUGGGCCAAGUCGGUUUCGAGAUACAUUCGUUCCGGCACACACCAUGGCUCUAAAUUCUGAUAGUGAACAGAAAUCGAACCUGGUCCUGCGCGUGGACCAGGAUUCGGACUCGGUUCUACAGUCAUUGUUUGACACAGUGCUUAAACCAGACUCGAAACGACCGCUACAGGUGCCUCUGCGUAUGCGACAGCUUCCAAAGUCGUUCUUUAACCCGCCGUCGACCGGUUCCAAGUCACCGUCUGUGUCUCACUCGCGAGAGAACUCGGCCGACUCGGCGUUCGGGUCGUCGUCGGCGACAGGAGCGACACCAGUGUCGCACUCUAGGGCGCACUCGUCGCCAGCAAGCCUGCAACAGACGUAUGCGGCCGGCCAACAGACUCAACAACCCCCUCUACACCACCAGCAUUCAAAACAAAGAUCAUAUGACGUCGGCUCACACAUCCCAGAUGAACUAGGCCCUUUGCCAUCUGGAUGGGAACAGGCGCGCACUCCUGAAGGACAGAUAUAUUAUCUCAACCAUAUAACAAAGACGACAACAUGGGAGGACCCGCGAAAGUCCUUGGCAGCGCAGAACGUCACCGCGGGUGUUCAGCACCAGAGCGCAGAGACCCUCCUCGCGACGCCGGCACCGCAGACUGCUCAGACAGUGCCCGCCGCGCCUGCACCAGCGAAGAGUACAAGUAGUAACACGACAGACCUGGGACCGCUGCCCGAUGGCUGGGAGCAGGCAGCGACGCCGGAGGGGGAGAUCUACUUCAUCAAUCAUGCUGCCCGCACUACUUCCUGGUUCGAUCCUAGAAUACCCCAGCACCUGCAGCGCACGCCGGCGGCGGGCGCGGGCGCGGCGGGCGGCGGCUGGCUGAACAACGCCACGCUGCAGCAGAAGAUGCGCCUCCAGUCGCUACAGCUCGAGCGGGAGCGGCUCAAGCAGCGGCAGCAUGAGAUCAGAUUACAGCAAGAGCUAAUGGCGCGGCAAGCGUCGUCGUCCAUCGUGUCGUCGCUGACGUCGAGCGUGAGCCCGGCGGGGGGCGAGCCGGCAAUGGACCCGUUCCUGUCGGGGCUGAGCGAGCACCAGCGGCAAGAGUCGGCCGACAGCGGGCUCGGCAUGGCGGUGCCGUCGUACGCGCCCGAGGACUUCCUGGCCAUGGACGACCGCAUGGACUGUAGCAGCGAGGCCGGCACCAGCCUCGACACCGACAUCACGCUCGCCGACAACCUCGACUCUACGGAUGACCUCAACACUUUACAGAUGGGAGAAUUCACGGCAGACAUAUUGUUGGAUGACGUGCAGUCGCUAAUCAACUCGACGCCGAGCAAGGCCGACAACGUGCUUACCUGGCUCUAGGGCCGGCGGGGAGCCCCGACCGAUACCAAAUGUAUAUCGUGUACAUUGCAGACAUUUACUAGUUGCGUGUGUAUGAAGUGUUUAUGUCGUGUGACUAUGGUUAUGUUGGUACGGUAUAGCCCGGUAUGACUCUCACGUGUAAGUAAUACAGUAUUGUUUUUUUGAAGUCUCUGCAUUUAUUCAAACGAGAUAGAAUUACGCUCUGUAUAAUCGCUGUACUACAUGUAUACUUAACAGUGAAAGGGCAUUCGGCAUUGCUUAUUUCGAUUUCGAUUUCUGCGUUAAGUAUUAUAGAAUGUAUACUGUAUAGUGUCCAUUUUGAUUAAGUGCAAAAUGUAGAGCUAUGGAAAUUGCCAAGUAGGUAACCUUAAGUGGUAGGCCAUGACUGUAAUAAUGGCUAGUCACUAUGUAAAGCCUCGUCACUUGUGUAGUGCUCGCGCGCGGCUGAGGACUCUAUUGACUCGUAGUUUCGAUGCAAGCCUUCUUUCUUCGUCGAAAGUAGCAGUGUUGCAAUACUAAUAGUAAGCUAGGUUUCCAAUAAUCUUUAGCUUUAAGACUAAUGGAAAUCCUAUCCUUUCUUUGACUAAGUAGGUAAAAAUAAAUUGGAUAAAGUUUAA